AUACAACGAUUCACUCAUUUGUUUGAACUUUUUUGUUGUGAUUUUCGGUUUUCAUUUCAAAAAACUCAUUCAUUUCUGCCAUUCAUUCAUCUCUUAAGCCGUUGUCUUAACCCAUAAUUGAGACAAUUAUUAGUGUUUUAGUAAUAAAACAAUUGUUUUGAUCGAAACCACAAUAUCUAUGGAGGACUUUGAGAAGAUCGAGAAGAUUGGCGAAGGCACUUAUGGUGUGGUGUUUAAGGCGAGGAAUAAGAAGACCAACGAAUUGGUUGCCCUCAAGAAGAUCCGUCUGGAGAAUGAGGACGAAGGCGCGAGGAAUAAGAAGACCAACGAAUUGGUUGCCCUCAAGAAGAUCCGUCUGGAGAAUGAGGACGAAGGCGUGCCCUCCACUGCCAUCCGAGAGAUCACUUUACUCAAGGAGUUAAUGCAUCCAAACGUUGUCCGUCUGGAGGACGUGAUAAUGCAAGAGAAUCGACUGUAUUUGGUGUUUGAGUUCUUGUCGAUGGAUCUGAAGAAGUAUUUGGACUCAUUUCCCAACAAUAAACUCAUGGAUGAAAGUCUAGUAAAA
Messenger RNA from Medioppia subpectinata, 565 nucleotides. The record is from the annotation of a GenBank genome assembly. Lineage: Eukaryota; Metazoa; Arthropoda; Arachnida; Sarcoptiformes; Oppiidae.